ACCAUAAAGACAGAUUUAUUAGGUGUAGAAGGUUUAGAGGAACCUAUUAGACGAGGAACCAGGAGUUCCAGUACGAUGGACGGACGUCAGAUUCCGGGACCCCCUGGUGCACAGGCUCCGUACAGUCUUCCACCCAGCAGCGACGUCAAAGCCAAUGGAAUGAUGAAUGGACAGCCCGAUAAGGCGCUACUGAGAGCACAACAGGAGGUGGACUUACUGAACCACUGCUUCGAGGAGAUCGAGACCUUCAUGGCGAGGCUGCAGAAGGCGGCUGAAGCUCAGAGUGUUCUGGAACAGAGGAACAAGAAGAAGAGGAGGAGCAGGGUGGACGAUGAUCCCCUGAUUGCGAAAGCAAAGGUUCCUCCAAAAGACGAGUUCGUCCAGAUCUUUCAGAAGUUCAAGUACAGCUUCUGUCUCCUGGGGAGGCUGAAGUCGGUCAUCUCUAACCCCACCUCUGAGGAGCUGCUGCACUACCUCUUCAAACCUCUGGACAUGAUGGUGAAGACUACAGGCGGGCCUGCACUAGCAUCAUCAGUGACGAGUCCAUUACUGACAGUGGGAGGCAUAACACUGCUGAAGGAGAACCUCACACUGGAGGAGCACAAACUCUGGAGCUCACUGGGGGCUUACUGGACCCAACCACGAUCAGCACUAAACAUUUCGAGCCCUCCGUACUUUCCCGUCUUUAUGAACGGAUGGAGACCAGCAGGGUCGGAUGCUGACGGCUGGAUGGACCCAAUCCAGGCAGAACACAGGAGGGACACAGAGCGGGAAAAUCAGAAGUUACAGGGUUCUCUCCAGCCACCCUCCUCUCCUGCAGUUCCUGUGACCCCGGUGGCCCCUGUGGCCCUCGCAGCCAUCGUGGCUCCUGUGGCUCUGGUUAAUGAACUCAACUCCAACACAGAGACAGAAACCGACGGAGCCCCGCCCCAGGAGAGACUCUACAGCUGCAGCUACGACUUUGUGGCUCGAAACAGCAGCGAACUGUCAGUCCUGCAGGGGGAGACGCUGGAGGUGGUCGAGGCGUCCAAGCGAUGGUGGAAGUGUCGAAACAGGUUCAACGAAGUCGGCUUCGUUCCUUUCAAUAUCUUGGAGCCGCUGUCACACGUGGAGAGCGCAAUGAGCAACAAAUCACCCAAGGCUCCAUCUCCUCCCACCAUGCUGAAGACGAGCACCUUGCCCCUGCCCACGUCUCUCGGUGUGCCCACUGCGGACUUCAAACAGCGACCCCGCAGCAUCGCCCUUCCACCUCAGCACUCACCCGCGGAUUCAGAGAAAGUGAUGCAGGUGAACGAUGAGCUCCUGAAGAGACUGACCUCCGGGAAAGCACCUUUAAAUCGUUCCUUGGUCAUACCUCGAUCCGCCGAGACCGCCGUUCCUCUGGACUAUCACUCGCCCCCCGCUGAGGUGGAGACCUGGUUACAGGGGAAGGGAUUUAGUGAAUCGACGGUACAGUGUUUGCGGGUGUUGACGGGAGCUCAGCUCUUCUCCCUGAAUAAAGAGGAACUACGAGCUGUGAUUCCUGAUGAAGGACCUCGAGUGUACAGUCAACUCACCGUCCAGAAAUCCCUGCUGGAGGACGUACAUAAAGCAUCAGAGCUGGAGACGGUGAUGGAGAAGCAGAAGAUGAAAGUGGAUCUGACGGUGGAGACUGGAACUCUUUAGCACCUCAGAACUGGUCCCAUUUCACCCCCCCCCCCCCAUGAACCCUCUUUUUAUUAAUGUUUUACAUUUAUAAUAACGUUAAA
This is a messenger RNA of Trichomycterus rosablanca, 1748 nucleotides long. It is a transcript of the gene eps8l1b, whose product is annotated as EPS8 signaling adaptor L1b. Bases 76 to 1665 code for a protein of 529 amino acids. Gene Ontology annotation, biological process: Rho protein signal transduction; regulation of Rho protein signal transduction; positive regulation of ruffle assembly. NCBI's taxonomy places the organism in Eukaryota, Metazoa, Chordata, Actinopteri, Siluriformes, Trichomycteridae. Gene Ontology annotation, cellular component: plasma membrane; ruffle membrane; vesicle. Gene Ontology annotation, molecular function: actin binding. The transcript is spliced from 15 exons. The record is from RefSeq and is a predicted model, not a curated record.